UUUUUCCAUAGCAUAUUUGAUAAGUUUCUCCAGAUGGUAAAAGAGUUACAUAAUCAGCAGGGAAAUCUUGAAAAAUACAUAAAGCUGGUCAAGGAAUUGGCCCCAACAAUCUCGGAACUCAUGGAAGAUGAAAAAGAACGAAAUAAUGUUAUGCAAAAGUUUAUGAAGUACAUUGGCAUUGGCUUGGUUCCUAUUGAGAUAUCCAACUGUUUAACAGAUGGACUCAUUGCUAUCUGUGGCCAUUUGAUCUAUUACUAUGACACAUUGAUUGAACCUGGUUCGAAGAAGGUUACUUUGGAAAACUGGAAACAGACUGCUCUACAGACUUUGGAGGAUAAAGUUCUUAGCUAUGGCACAUUCCAGAGAAUGGUUGAUGUCUUUAAAGAUUUGAGAUUUAAGAAUGCUCUGGAUUUUCUUCAAUCACACUUCGUUGGGGCUUUUGACUACUGUGUACAACUUGUGGAUCCUGAACAUCUGAGAAUGGCCAGAUUUAGAUUCUUAGCUGCUCAGGGUGGUUUACAACCUGAUCAAACUGAAAGUGCAACAAAAUUCAGAAUGUCAUCACCUUUAAUAGAUGUCUUCAUCUGGCGAAUGGUCAUUCCAUGGACAUAUCCCAUCCCCACUAAAAAAAAAAAAGUCAUGUAA
Paraglomus occultum is the source of this 645-nucleotide messenger RNA. The record is from the annotation of a GenBank genome assembly. NCBI's taxonomy places the organism in Eukaryota, Fungi, Glomeromycota, Glomeromycetes, Paraglomerales, Paraglomeraceae.